Amblyraja radiata (thorny skate) is the source of this 1854-nucleotide messenger RNA. Its product is annotated as cation channel sperm-associated protein 4. Gene Ontology annotation, cellular component: sperm principal piece; acrosomal vesicle; CatSper complex. The transcript is spliced from 14 exons. The coding region runs from base 1 to 1854 and encodes 617 amino acids. The record is from RefSeq and is a predicted model, not a curated record. Gene Ontology annotation, molecular function: calcium-activated cation channel activity; voltage-gated calcium channel activity. Gene Ontology annotation, biological process: flagellated sperm motility; sodium ion transport; transmembrane transport. NCBI's taxonomy places the organism in Eukaryota, Metazoa, Chordata, Chondrichthyes, Rajiformes, Rajidae.
AUGGUUGACCAUCAAUCCUAUUUGAGUCUGCAUAGCCCAGCAAUUUCUGAACGCGAGAAAAUACUUUCUUCAAAAGCUCAACUGUACCAGACCACCAUCGGCGACAAACUCAUUGGUACCAGACCACCAUUGGUGACAAACUCAUUGGUACCAGACCACCAUUGGUGCCAGGCUCGUUGGUACCUGACCACCAUUGAUGCCAGGCUUGUUGAUCCCAGACUACCAAUGAUUCCAGGCUCAAAUGUACCAGACCACCAUCGGUGCCAAGCCCAUUGGUACCAGACCACCAUUGGUGCCAGGCUCGUUGUGCAGCGUGGAUUAUGUCUACAUGUCUCCAGACAGAAUCUACACUGUGAUUCAGGAAGGUCUGUAGCCACUGAGGAGGCAUUUGAAGAGGAUCAACACUACAACCACAAAUGGUAUCAUCACAAAGACACCAGAUUUGAACAUUACGCACAAAGUGAAAAUGUUCAGGGACAAGGCAUCAGCAACUCCAACAAUCCGAAGGAGGGACCGAAAGUUGCUGUGAAAGAGUUGAAGUUAGACUUCAAUGAUAUCAUAGUGGGAAAGGAUCAGUGGAGUGUGGAAGACAAAGUUUCUCAACAUAUUUUACGCAAUUUGUUGGACCAUAUCUUGAUGAGGUCAUUUAUUAUAGCAUUGCUUAUUGGGAGCUGUAUUUCAAUUAGUUGUCAGACCAAUCCUGUCAUGUUAGAGCGGUACUUCGUAAUCUUUGUGACCUUUGAGCAGGUGGUGGCGACGAUUUUUUUUUGGGAAAUGUUGCUGAAAUGGUACUACGGCUUCUGGAUAUUUUGGAAGGAUGGCUGGAAUAUUGCUGAUUUCAUUGUCACAUCCACCUUAUUUUUGGGCUCCACAUUGUCAAGCAGUAAUCAGAUUUUCUAUGUAUUGAGAGUGCUCAGAGCUCUGAGAAUGGUGAGGAGUUUGGCUGCCAUCCAGGGCCUGGCCAUUAUGGUGCAAGUGAUUGUCCAGUCAGUGUAUGAUAUGGCCAACGUUAUCUUCCUGCUCAUCCUGAUCACAUUGGUUUUUGCGGUGUUUGGGGUGAUCCUCUUUAGCAGUCAUGUUCCAGAAUCAUUCGGAAGUUUGGAAAAAGCUAUGUAUUCGCUGUUUGUCUGCAUCACACAAGAUGGAUGGGUGCAAAUCUAUGAACAAUUCCAGGCAGAGGAUGGAGUGAUGAUGUAUUGGGGUGCAUUGUACCUCUUUAUCUUCAUCAUAGGAGCAUCUUUUAUCUUUGCAAACAUAAUGGUUGCUGCAGUAACUUCAAAUCUGGAGCAAGCAAUCAUGCAGAAGCAGGAGGAGCAGAGGCAUACACUGACUGGUGGGUCAGGUAUGAUAUCUGAGUUAAAAGAUGAACACGACAGUAGCUCGGAUAUGGACCUGGUGCAUGUGAAAGAUUGUAUAAAGCAAAUAAUCAUAGCUCACAAACAGCAGCCGUUGAAGUAUAGCUCCCUGGAGAAUCUCAGCAUCUCCACGUACGAGGAGUUCUGCCUGGUGCUGGAAGCCAUCCAGAUAAACAUUGUGAAGUAUAAGAUAAUUCGUUCCGAGAUCAAUAGCAUCGUCAAAGAUAUGCGAGAGUUAUAUUUUAAUCGUGAGCAGCAGAAGCAUAUCAUACACAAUGAGAAGAAGAUAUUGGAGGUGAGCCAGGGACAACUCCUCCCUGACAUCGGAGCAUUCAGAAAGAGGGAAAUGCUCAGCAGCGUUUUGUCAAACGAAAAGCUGCAUGCACGGGUUCCCAAUAUUCUGCCAAUUGCACUGCUGCAGCCUAUUCACAAAGCAGUGUGGUCUGUGAGCAGCAACCAAGAUGUAGAGGAUCCAGGGUCUCCCUCGAUGGCCUUCUGA